This is a messenger RNA of Caenorhabditis sp. 36 PRJEB53466, 4200 nucleotides long. The record is from the annotation of a GenBank genome assembly. NCBI's taxonomy places the organism in Eukaryota, Metazoa, Nematoda, Chromadorea, Rhabditida, Rhabditidae.
AUGUCCUCCUCCACAUCUUCAGUGGAAUCCGUGGAAGACGAAAGCUGCUCGAAUGAGUGCUCCGCUUCGUUCACGUUCGACACCAACAACAACAGUCGAGGCGACAACGAAGUGAGCGUAAGUUCGCGUCCAAAGUACGUCCGAGCCCACGUUUGCAUCUCAUUUUGCAGGAGCUUACUGAGGAAACUCACAUGAAACUGAGCAUCACUCCGACGCGCGAAUCAUUCUCAUUGAGUCAGUUGGAACGCAUGCAGACAAUCGGUGAGUUUGACGAGAAGACCCCCCCCCCCAGAGCAUUGUAAAAUCUCAUAGACUGAGAAAAAAACGGGAGUUUCCAGCGGGAUUUAGUAUCGAUUACAUGGUUUAGAAAGCAAAUAUAGUGUGUCUGAGGGAGACAGUUUCGAACUCUGGCCUCGUUUCCCAUUGAGUCGCGGUUAUAUAAACAACUGAUUUUUUCAACACAAUUCCGCGGAACUCGGGUUGAGCUUGAGUGUAUUUUAAGAAAGGUGCGAGUUGAAGGGCUCAGCGGGGGAAGCGAACGCCGCGGAUAUUUUCAGCUCUUCCUCAACCCGUUUUAGCUAUAAACAUUCAUGUCUUUGUGCCUGACGACUGGAGAUGCUCAGGUGACCAAUUCACUUGAAGUGUGAGCAAAUUGUUGAGCUUGUCGUUCCGAUUUUAUAUUAUUUUCGUUCUCUUUCGUAGUAUUCGAACAUUUUCUGAACCGCCUGCUAAUCCGAUUAGUCAACCUAUCAGUUGUACCGGAGGGAAAUGCAAUCCGACUGGCAAAGUACUCCGACUGUUCCCUCCGACCAAUGUUUACCAUGUUGAAAUGCUACCGUAUGACGUAGAGCAUUGUGUUCUUCACACCCGCAAAAUUAAUCAAACUAGCUGAGCAUUUGACGGGAAUAUUAGCGGUUGGGUGGGUAUUGAGAUCAAAUGAUCCUUCAUAAUGAAGUGUAAAAAAUAGGGACACAGGGAACAAAAAACCGAGGAAGAAAAGCAAAAUAAGUGAGCUAAAGAUUGAUAUCGUUUGCUUUUGCCCCCGUGACCCUGAUCCCUGACUUGAAAAACUGAAAGUCAAUCCUCAGAAGAACAUAAACAUCUGCCGAUCCUUGGAUUAGUCGGGGGUAAUCAUGUCACCGAAAGUUACAUCAGCUUUCCCAACCUAUGUUCUUUCAAUUCCGUUUCCGUUUCCGCCCUUUGCAAUCAACUUCCCGCCCGACAAAUCAUAUCUCUCGUUUGUGGUAAAAUGAGAAAAACUCCGAAACACAUGCAAAAUUUCUCAACGGCGGUGCAAACUAAUACGUGAACAGAGGAUGAUGACGACAGAAUGCACUCGCAGGCAGUGUAACGUUUCAAUCAUCCAUCCCGCGGAUGAGCCUUCUCCACAAUGCGAGACCGGGUGCCAAAAGGAUCGGGAGAAGAACUUGUCCGUAGUUGGAAACUUUUUCACUGAUCCUUCACGCCAAAUACACAUGCUUCGCUGGACAAACUUAUGUAUACAUGCCAACUCAAGAAUCUAUACAAAAAGUAGUACACGUGAAAAAUUUAUGAGUGCUACCAGCGAACCCUUUUUGUCGCUCCUUUUUCUUUCUUUUUUUGGCGGCACUACGUAUUCGUAUAGUGGACAAUUGAGAAACCCGAAACUGGGUGGACAAACUUCUUGAACCCGGAAAUUGGGAUUGGAAAGCAAUCGAAAAUGAAUGAAGUGUAGUAUUUCCGUAAAUCUUGAAAAAGAACAAUAGACAUUUGGAAUCUGUAGCCUACCGGCUAUUCUAUUCAAGUCUCACUCUCACUCACUCCAAAAAAACACUUCUGUUUCUUUUUUUCGUCUUUUGUCGCUAUUCAUCAUUUCCCCAGAGAAAUUCCUUUCGUUUUCGUAAUGUGGAGUCGCGAAGCUCCAUACUGCUCCGGGAAGAGCAGAAAAGUAAUGUGCGACACACGCAAAAAACUUUGAUGUGGCCACUUUUGAUGAAUGUGAGAGAAUGCGCCGGAUUUGAAGUGAAGAGCUUCCCGCUUUUGCAAGUUGCAAAAAAAAGGAAGUUUUUAGUUUUGGUGCUCUCCGAUAAUAUGCAAAUGACUAGAUUUUCCGUGUUCUUUAAAGAUGUUUAGUGGAUCACCUGGUCCGGUCCGGUCCACACUUAUUCAUCAUUUCCGUGUAAUUGUGUUUCAACAAGCGCCAAUAUCAAGAUGCCCAUCCACCUCGGGAAAGAGAGAGAGAGAAAGAGAGAGCGAGAUGAAAGCAGCGAGUUGUGAUGGGAAAAGAGGGACUCCCCCCGUCAUCCUGUGCAACAUUUAUCUGAUCAAUGAGCGGCAAAACUAUCUUGACCAGUGACCAUUGAGUAAAUGUUUUUGGUGGGGGAACAAACCGCUGAGAACAUCUUCUGAAAGUACGUGUUUUUCCAGGCAAAGGGACGUUCGGACGAGUGGAACUGGUCCGCGACAAGAUCACCGGAGCUCACUAUGCACUCAAAGUGCUCAACAUUCGUCGUGUCGUCGAUAUGCGUCAGACGCAGCACGUUCAUAAUGAGAAACGUGUUCUGCUUCAGCUGAAGCAUCCGUUCAUUGUAAAAAUGUGGGAUUUUGAAUCUAUGCGAAGAUUGUUACAAACAUUUUAUAGGUAUGCCAGCGAGAAAGACAAUAAUCACUUGUACAUGAUCAUGGAAUUCGUUCCCGGAGGCGAAAUGUUCUCAUAUUUGCGUGCUUCAAGGUGGAAAGGAUUAGAGUGAGCUUCAAAACAUGGAUUUUCUAUCUUACAGAGCUUUUUCGAACUCCAUGGCCCGCUUCUACGCCUCAGAGAUCGUCUGUGCCUUGGAGUACAUCCACUCGCUCGGAAUCGUAAGCAUCGGAAACAAUUUUCAGCUCAAUCCUCAUUUGUUCAGGUGUACCGUGAUCUGAAGCCAGAAAAUCUGAUGCUCACCAAAGAAGGUCACAUCAAAAUGGCUGAUUUUGGAUUUGCCAAAGAACUGCGUGACAGGUCAGUGUUAUUUUUCUUCAUUUCCACCUUAGUCCCACUCCUCAGUGAAUGCAAGUCAUUUCCUCGUUUUCUGUUCAUCUCCACUCUCUCCAAUCAAUCGUCAACAAUUGUUGUCUGACAACAAAAUGACCAGCGAGACGAUGAAAAACUAUUGAAAUGAUGUAGGCAGCAAGUGUGACGAGUGAUAUAAAUCAAUGAGCUGUGACUCGUCCCGCAUCUAUGUGGGUGGCUGUGGGGGAUGAUUGUUUUGAAGUUUGGCGCUUAGUGUUUUCAAGUAAUUGUGAUUGGUUCCAAUGAAAGAGGGGUCGAGGUUCAAAAACCGAUCAGACGGGGGCUAAAAAUACGCUCGCUGGGAUCUUAACGGCAUUUUAUUGGUUCUGGAGUCUGCUCCGAUCAAAAUAUUCGUUAGUAUCAAGUCACGUGUUACAUUUCCUCUCGAGUUAGGGGACUAGGCUCUUGUUUCUCGGACCAAUAUUCUUUGCUCUCGGACACAUGAAUUCGCAACACUUGCCGAGAAUUGGGAAAAGAUGCAAUAAAGCUUCCAGGGUCAAGUGAGCCAUCAGGAAACGCAAUUUUCUGAGCUCUAAACUUUUGACGUCAGAAAAGGGAUCUAGAUUUCACAAGAUUAUCGCUCCUUUUACAGAACGUACACAAUCUGCGGAACUCCGGAUUAUCUGGCUCCGGAGUCUCUGGCCAGAACGGGCCACAACAAAGGUGUCGAUUGGUGGGCGUUGGGAAUUCUGAUCUACGAGAUGAUGGUCGGAAAACCGCCAUUCCGUGGAAAGACCACAGCUGAAAUCUACGACGCCAUUAUCGAGCACAAGCUCAAGUUCCCGAGAAGCUUCAAUCUUGCCGCAAAGUAAUAAAUCUGCGAGAAUAUGAAUGCGAAAACUAAUGGGAUUGUUGAUUUCAGGGAUCUCGUCAAAAAAUUACUGGAAGUGGAUAGAACUCAACGUAUUGGAUGCAUGAAGAAUGGUACUCAGGACGUUAAAGAGCACAAAUGGUUCGAGAAAGUCAACUGGGAUGAUACUCUUCACCUUCGCGUUGAGGUAGACAAACAGUUGUUAGAAAUUGAAAAAAACUUCACAAUAUUCGUUCAGCCUCCCAUCGUUCCAACUCUCUACCAUCCCGGAGACACUGGUAAUUUCGACGACUACGAAGAGGAUGCGACCGGCGGACCCAUUUGCACUCAGCGUGAUCGUGAUCUUUUCGCCGAUUGGUGA